CUUUUUGGGGAACUCUCGCUUCCUCCUGUCUGUCUGGUUCCGCACAGUUCGACAUGAGAACAGACUGAGAGUUCAGGGUGUGAGAGCAGACCUCAGAGAAGAGCUCAGGAGGAGGACUGACGGCUCUCCGUUUCACUCAGACUGAAUCCACCUUUAAACGACAUCAUGCAGCAGCUCCGAGACGAGAGGUGAGUCUGUAGAAACUACCCUAACCCUAACCAAACAGAAACAGCCUGAGGACGUGAAGAGACUCCAUACUGACAGUCAACAGGAUCAGGACACUAUCAGGACUCUACAGGCCUGAGUUUGUUCUUUGAUAAUCGCUGCAGCAGAAAUCCUCAAAUAAAGAAACAAAGAAGUGAAACUAGAAACAGACUUUCUGUCUCUUGAAAAUGAGUUCGACUUUCUUGUUUCUCUUUCUUUAAUUCAGAGAAUUUUUGUUCAAUGAAUUUUGAAUUUAAGACUUGAUGAUUGAAAAAUUCAGCCUGAAAGUUUGUUUGUGAUUUAAAGGGAAAUUCCACCAUAAAAUUGAGUUAGGGUCAAACACACCUUAACACCGAGUUAGACCCCCCCUCCAGAGAUGAAUGGUGCCAACCGCUUGCUUCUCUAGUUAGUUAAAUGUUCUUCCUUGAGCUGCGGCACCCCGCUGUAGUCCAUAAUGGACUGGCCUGAGGUCUCGCUUCAAACAAGCGUCUGCUGGAAGAGAGUAGGUGAGUUGUGUUUAGUCUCUUUGUUAAAGAAAUGAGUCAAAGUUAAAAAGAUGUUUGGUGUCUAGUACUAUGUCUGUGACCCUAUAUGUACUAACCUCAGUAGAUCAUGGUGUAGUUCCGUUCAGUAACAGAACCUCAUUGGAAAAUUAGCUGAUUUAACUUUACUGUGCUCUUGUUCAAAUAUAUUAACUCGACAGAACAUAAAUCUAUACCUGUUAACAAAAUCAUGAUUUUAUUGAUGAUUCGGCUCAAUAAAAACACCUUUACCUUUUCGUUUUACUACAGUAGAAGUUUAUUGGCCCAGCUUAUAGACUACAGAAGUGGAGAAACGUCCCCGCUUAAGUUUAUGUUUUCUUAGGAGUUCGAACAACUCUGAAUAUAGUACUAUGUCUGUGACCCUAUAUGUCCUGUUGAUGAAGUUAGGUGCUGUUCUGAGCAUUAUUUGUGUCUAUAGAGUGGCGUUUUGGUUGAGGUUUGUUUAUGGCUCCUCAGACCUCUCUGUAUUUCUAUCAUGCGGUCGUUACUAAAGUUGGUAUAACUAGAGAAGGAAGCGGUCGACAACAUUCAUCUCUGGAGGGGGGGUCUAACUCGGUGUGUUUGACCCUAAAUUUAUUUCACACCAGAAUAUCCCUUUAAGUUGCGUGAAUAUCUCACCAGUUUCUUUUCUCUCUCAGUGAUUUCGAUCAGCUGCCUCAUAACAUCGCUGUCUCUGCGACCAUCGCCGAUAUUGAGGAGAAGAAAGGUUUCAUCGACUAUUAUGUAAGAAAAGGAAAACAAAUCUUUCUGUCUUUGAAUUAAAAUGACUUCAGAUCCCUUCCUCACCCUCACUCCUGUCUCGAUUUCCUCUCCCAGAGGUUUGUGAUUGAGGUCAGGACUAAAGGAGGGAGUAAAUAUCUCAUCUACAGAAGGUACAGAGAGUUCUUCAACCUGCACCAGAUCCUGGAGUCCAAGUACUCACCUGAAAACCCUGAAAAACCUGGUCCCAACACCUGUAUUCUGCCCACACUUCCAGGUGAGUUUUCAGCACCAGUACCUGCAGCUGGGCCACAAUAUUGAUCACAGUGUCUGAUUUCACAUUGUCUGCAUACAUGUCUGUUAGGGGCUCGUAGUUCAGCAGAGAACUCAGGGCGGAGAGUCUAACCCAAACACCACAGGUCUCUGACUUCCUCUAAUGUUAGGACUCUGUGUGAAAUGAUCAUGAACAGGGUCAACAAGGUAAAAAACAUGGAGGAGCAUCUUCAAACUUGAAAGCCGUGAUAAAAACGGACAUCAUGUUCAGUUCUGAGCUGCUCUGUUUGCCUCGUUUUUUCAUCCUCGCAGUAAAAUCAUGAAUCCAGGAACUAUUACAGAGACAGGAGCUGAAUUAAACUUCUGACUGUUAGUGAUUCCACGUCUUUGAACUCCUUCACUAUUGGACAUGUUUCUGACCAAUCCAACCUCAGCACAGAGGAAGAUUUCUGACUUCAGUUUGAUCUUUCCAAACAUCAUCUUUGUGAUUUUUUUUGUCAGUGAGACAAAUGUGGAAACAUCGGAACUUAGAUUUGUUUGUUGUUCCUCCUUCUUCAUUUUUGCCGCCGCACGACCUGCAAAUCCUGUCCUGAGUGUGCACCGCUGCAGACUCGCUAUUAAAGGGCUGAACGGUCCACUCCCUCUCCUCACUCUGUGGUUUGGGACGUCCUUCAACAUGGCGGAGGGAGAGUGUGUAGAGGCGGUUUGGGAUUGUAGUGUAAGGCGCUGAGAAAACUGACCAACAUAGAGCAGAGAUCCAGAAGGUAAAAACAGACGUCUCAGCUUCACAGACAAACAGCUCGAUCACUGAAACAGUCAGUCAUUUGGUUAUAUGGUGAAGCAAACAGGGUUCAAAUCCUGCUUCAUAAACUGGCUAAUCAAUUACAUGGAGGUGCUGCAGAUCACUCGGUACACUGAGUCGGUUCAGAUUAAACUGUUGAUCUGGUGUUUAAUCGGCUCACAAACUCAAACACGCAGAAAUCACUUUUUAUUCUUCCUGCAGCACGGCUCAAAGAGAAGCAGAGGAGGCGUGUCUUUUUAUAUCACAUGACCUUUUUCUUGGAUUUGAUUGGAGGUUCAUUUGUUUUGGUGUGUGAUUGGUCAGAGAGGUGGAGGCGCAAACUGGCUAGCGAAUGAAUGAUGUAUUCAAUGUAAAGUGCCUUGAGGUCACUGACAAAAAGGGUUAUAAAAUCUGAUGCUUCAUUAUUAUUAUUAUUAUUAUUAUUAUUAUUAUUGUUGUUGUUUUAUAGCUGUAGUUUAUUCUGAAGCCUAAAGACGUCAGCUUUAACGCGGCGCCGACAAGGACGCUCACAUUUCCACGUGAUCUCUGUGAACCGUCAGUCCAUCCUUCAGUUUCAGGCUGCACGGCUUCACUGAAGUGAAACUGUAGCUCUAAAAUGAGUGCUGCAUGACUCUCCUGUUGAGUGAGGAUGAAGUGCGGUUGCCAGGGUUACUGUCGUUUCCAUUUUUCACGGGAUGAAUCUGCUGAGUCAGGGCUUUGCUGCCGCCUGGAAACUCAGGAAACAUGUUGCUGCAUCAUCUCAGCUCUCACCUUCAGGGACGCGCUCACUUACACCGCUUGACCUCGUGCACACGCACAGAGACAGACGGAGAUGGUGGUCACAGCUGUCUAGACGUACUUUGUCUAGAUGUACUUUACAUGUCUGGGGAAACUGUGACCCAUCUGGAUGAGAUGAGAGCGAUUAAACUCCAUCCUUAAACGGAGGAUCGUCCCUGAAACACGGCGUGCAGCGCUCUCUUCUUUGUCUGGAUGAGUUUAGAAGCGCUCUAACAGAGGAUCAGAGCUGCUGUGGGGGGUGCAGAUCGGAUUACAAACUUCCUUCUGAUACCGCUGAAGUUGUGAGGGUAGACUCAGCGCACAUUUAAGAAACUCGACGCCGCAUACUCAUGUGAAGUUGAGGACAGGAGAUACAGCAGAAAAACUAAAUUAAAACUCAUACUGUUGAUAUGAAGAUUGAUUUAAGAGGCGACGAGUCUUUUUAGAGUAAAAGCAGGAAGAGGAGGAGGGCCGUCAGAGUCACAGCGUUUCUACAUUUCCUCUGUGGAUGAAAUCUUGACUUGAAAUGGAAAUAAAGUUGAUAAAAAUCACAGAUGAGCUUGUGCCGAUGUUGGCGCCCUUCGGCCUGUUGGUUCAUGGUUACUUCGAGUUAGCAACACGUCCUCCUGUAGGGCUGCACCAUUAACUGAUUAUUUGAUUAUGACGAUGUUAAAAAAUUAAAAUCCUCAAAUCCAUUUUCCUCUCUUUCGUGCCUCCAGGCCACCGUAGGCUCCUCCUCCCACACACACCAGUGUAAACAAACAUGGCGUUUGCUAAAGAAGGCGAUAAUUUCGUGGUUAAAUAGGACAAGAGCGAGUCAGUCGUGUUGAAUUGGUACGACUUCACAGUUUCAGAUGAAGAGUAAACCACUCCCCGCUGUAAAGUCUGUCUGAAGGCGGUAUCAACCCGUCACCACGGAAACGAAUUCAGGAGGAAACACUAAAGUUUUUUUUGUAUCGUCGGCGUUUCAGGUGACUGUAAACGGUACUUUUUGAAAACGGGUCAGAGAGUGAAUAAAUCUGUAAACGACGACCAUUUCAUCUCCGUGUGGAUGUCUAUCUGCAUCUCUGGAAACGAUCAUGUGACACACAGAGGAACUCUUUUAUGGCGCCGAAACAACCUUUAUACACAUGCUCUGUACUCUUCUUCUGUCUUUGGUGCAUUUCCUGUUACAGCGCCACUUACUGACCUGGCAUAUGAACUACAUCGUUUUCAUAGAGAUGAUGGAAAAACUUUAUAUUAAAGGAGGAAUAAAAGCACAUGUGUUUUACCUCUUUGCACUCUUUACUUUUAUAGCUAUCAUAAAACGCCUCUGAACCUUGAACCUUGAACCUUUAACCUUUAACCUUGAACCAGCACGUUAGACAGACAUUAGCUCCUCAUAGAAACGUAAGGAGUAAAAGUAGGAGAUCCGUUACUUCUCUGUUUCACUGUGAGGCCAGAAUGUUUAAAAUCUUCACUCUCACUUUUCCGAAGUACGGCUGCGGUCUGAGCCGCCAUCAUUAAUGAAGACAGAUCUCCUGACAGGCUGACAUGUGCAAAACAAAACCCAGAAGAUCAGGUUUUAACAGGCGUGGAGUUGGCUAAUACCCAUCCAUUUAAAUAUGACCUAUCCAGGAACCGCACAGAACAUCAGCUGAAGACAUCUCUAAUGAUGAGCUCCUGAUCCACUGAGGGAAAAUGUCAACUUCUCUACAAACUCCCCUUCUAUUAAAAUGACUUCACCUGAUGCAACUCCCUUCAACGCCCUGAAAUCCUCUCAGAACAGCUGAAGUCUAAUAAUACCUGCAGCUCACUGACAUGUUGUCACAAUAAAUGUCAAAACUCUGCAGAGCGAUCCGUCUUCUGUAACCGCCCUGAGGUACAGAUCUGUGAGGUCAGCAGGAGUCCUCCUUCAUACACGAUGAUAACCAGCAGAAGAAGAAGAGAGAUGAAGUCGUUGAAAACAUCCAUCCAUCUAUGAAUGUGCUCAAACGUGUGUCUUAUACUUCAUACUUUACAAAAGAAACAAGAACCAACAAAAUAAGUCUGGGGUUUAGUAUUUAAGGGAGCGAGAUGUCAAAAGAGGAGGAGUCAUCCCCAAACUUCCACCGCAUGUCGAACAGCAGCGAAAAAAACGUCAAGUUAACUCGUCAGAAUUCCACCGACUUCUUUCUGCCGCCUUCGGUUCAGCGGGCUUCAUCGCCGAUCACCGGGGUUCAAAGUUUCCGGACGCCACGACAUAAAUUCAGCACAGAUGAACCCGAGCUGGACAGGAAGUCGGGGACAGACACAAAAUAAAACAUCCGCAAACGGGCGGAGACGAACAAGUGAAAGGUUUUUAGACGUCAUUUCACCCCGAUGACAAACAAACAUGGCUGAAGGUAGGGCUGGACGAUAAACUCAAAAUUUACAGAAAUUUACAGAAAUUUACGUCUAUAACUGACAUUGUCAUUUUGCCCUUGUCAGUAUAUUCGAUGUAAAUAAAUAAAUCAAAGUUGUUUUUGGAUGUGUGUAGGUAGGCUAUGGUCUCAUGUCCCUUUUAAGACGCUGUCCUACAUCAGAGACGUGACUCCGCCCCCUCCAGUCUGUAACAAAGAGGGACAGACAGGUGAGGAGAUGGAGGACGGAGAGAAAGUUGGAGCGGCUGAAGUAGACGAAGUUAAUGUGGGAGGGGCUGAGCAGCUGGUGGAGUAGUUAUCGUCCAUUUAUCGUUAUCGAGGUGAACUGAUCAAUAUAUCAGGAUAUUGAUUUGAGGUCAUAUCGCUCAGCCCUAUUUGCACGUUACAUUGAAUUUCUGGUGUCAUCUGAAGCCUCUCACAGAUAUUUAGGAUAUUUAAGACCAACUCUGUAAACUCGUCUGUUUCAGGUGUUACGGCUGUUACUGAGAAAAUGAAAAUGAAGAUAUAUAGAUAUAAAGGAAAUAGAUUUGCUGUGUAUCCCAGCAGGUUCCUCUCUCUCUCUCUCCUCGUGGUUCUUGGUGGUCCUCUGCCAAACCCGACCGUCCAAUCACAGCCUCUGCUGUGCUCUGAUCUCUUCACUCCGUCUCCCCCGUGUUUCCUCCAUGAGCUGUGUGCCAAACCGGAGCUGAAGGUCCACAUGAUUCUUAUUCUUGGUCUUCGUUUCAUCUCGCUUGGUUUGGUAGGAGCGCAUGAGCCCUAUAUCCUAUUUUAGUCUUUAGAGUCUCUGUAAAAUCAUUGUGGUCCUUGUUGAAACUCUUUAUUCCUAAAUGAAACUGUUGAACUUUUGAAACUCCAGGAUUUUGUUGUUUUUUUAUAAUGAACUCUUUUCGACAGUUUCUCUCAUUGUCGCUUUUGAUUUAGAGAAAGUUCUACUUUUCCCACAAACUGAUUAAGCGUCUGCCACCGAGGAGUCUGCUGGGUAAUAUUAGAUCUGAUGGGUUUAAUUGCACUGCCAGAUCUCAUCAGGAUAGAGAGGGAAUAAGAAAGACAGGAGGGAAACAGAGGGGAGGACGAAAAACAAAGGAGACAGAUCUGUGCGGUCAAACCUGAAUAAACUCUGAAUUAUGAAACCAACUAUAGCAAAUGUUUCUCCUCUUUCAGUGUCGGUUAAUAGAUUUCAUCAUCUCAGACCUUCUCUUUGUACGCCGGCUCAUAUCCUCAUAAUGUGACCUUUGUGCUGAAUAUCAUAUGGAUGAUAUAAUCCAAAACAGAAGCUCUGGUACGAUCGAUUCAAGGUCAGGAGAGCGUUUCUUUUUUCUUCAGCGAGGUCCCGGCUGAUGGUGAAAGGUGAGCGAUGAGUGAGUGAUUCAUCUGUGAGUGAGGAAACGAGUGGAUCUGUGCCUGCCAGUGAGUGAAUGACUUAUCAUGCUUAAGAGGGAACGAGAGGAUGGAAACUGAGAGGAGAGGAGAGCAGGGCUGGAUGCUGCGGCCGAGGGUCAUUAAGACGGUGCUGAACUGGAUUUAACGGCAGAGUCAGGUGGAGGGGGGGGGGGGGUCCGUUUUAACUGGACCUGCUGUGGUGUCAGAAAUAAACAGGAACGAAGUUUUCCUGAAAAUAUCUGGAGCGUUAGUUCACAUGAUUGAAGUAGCGACUCGCUGCAAACCCACUCGCUUCGUGAGACCGGCAGCCAGAAACAGAAGUCCCAGUCUGCUCACAGCAUAGACAUAAAAACUAUAGAGCUGUUUUUAAUGAAAUCAGCUGAUUCUAUUAUCAGUAGGUCUUUGUCUGUGUACUGAUGUCUGAGUGAAGAAUUGAGUAAAAGGACUUUAAAUUAUCGUCGUGUUUCACACUCUGGUGACGACAAAUUCUUAAACUUCAUGUCAGGGCUGCACGAUUAAUCCAUUUUAAAUCAUAAUCCGAUUAUUUGAUUAUGUCAAUGUUAAAAAAAUUAAAAUCCUCAAAUCGAUUUUCCUCUCCAUCAUGUCUCGCGCCUCUGGGCCACCAUAGACUCCUCCUCCUUUCUGAUCAUGUGACACACAGCGAAGCUCUUUUAUGGCGCCUGAGCAUGUUCGACCAAAACAACCUUUUUACACGCGCUCUGUACUCUUCUUCUGUCUUUUUUUUUUGCAUUUCCUGUGCAGCGUUACAGCGCCACUUACUGUCUCGGCAUAUGAACUACAUUAUUUUCAGUGGUUUAGUUUGAGAGACGAUAGAAAAACUUGCUGAUAUCAGCAGUAAUCGGACAGUGAUAAACAGACAUCAUUAUCAUUACGAUUCUUUUGCAAGUUUCCCUUUUUCACACGUCACAAACCUCCAUCAUAAUGUUGUUUUUCUCUCAAACGUAGAAAAUGACUUUUUCCAUCUCAGACCGCUGUGAACAGACCAAGUGUGCCUCCGUAAUACCAGGAUGUCUCACUACCUCUGGCUGCUUUUUCAUUUCACCGAACCAGAGCGCCACUUUGGCGAUUCCCACUCAUGAUCUAAUCCUGAUGCACCGAGAGAGAAAAAGAAAAACUCACACCUGCCUGUUAUAUAUGCUGGAAAUGUGGAGAUUGAAGGGGCCGCGUUAUUCUAAAGGAGCAGGGAAAAAACCACAUCAAGUCCUUUAACCUGCUGGCAGAUUUCUGUGUGUCUGAGCAUCUUUACUCAUCACUGUCAAUAACUGUCAGUCAGCCGAGUCGUGGAUCGCCUGGAAGCUCGUCCAUCUCUGAAACUCCAGAGGGAACCUUUGAGUUUGACGGUCUGCAGACUGUAAGAGUCAUUGAACUGCAGCCAGGCGGAAACACUGACUGAGGAGUCUGAAAUAACCGUUGCAUGCAUGAUGAAGAUGAUCACCUUGUUUUAGCUCUCCGUGCACGCUCCAGAAAACAUCUGUUUGUGCACGCUCACAUCUAAACCCUGCACCUUCCUCUCUGCAGGGAAAGUCUUCAUCGGCAACAAGCAGGAGAUCGCAGAGAGCAGGAUCCCUGAUCUCAACAUGUACAUGAAGGUAAUCAUGUGACUCUCAUCCUGCUGCUCUUCUCUCUCUGAAUCGUUGGCAUGCUGGCGUGUCUUUUGUAGCUGCAGUGCAGGAGCCUCCAAACUUGGUGGGCUGAGCGAUGCUGUAGGUGGAUAAGCACUGACUCGGAUAUUUCAGCUGUAGUUUGCAGAUGGAGCUCACCAUGUAGGCGUAGCUGCUCUCUUCUCUCUGCUCUGCCCUGUGCCCACAUCACGUCUGACUGACUGUAGUUGCGGGACUUUUGACAUGUUUCACUGUUGCUCCAUCGCUAAAAACACCAUCAGCUUCUCUUUCUCCCACUCACUCACUUCUCUUUUCUGCUUUGCUCUUUUUUUUUUUUUUUUUCCCCGCAACCUACAUGCUUCUCAUCUCGCCUUCGCUCGCCUUGCUCUUGUAAUCUUGUUCGCUUCAUCUCCUCUAACUCAUCUCAUCACUCCUUCCAUCUUUAUGGCGCCGAUCUCCCACCACUCCACUCUCCCACUCUCCUUACACCCUUCUGUCUCAGUGGACUUCAUUCACUCGGUUUGUCUCCGUCCUCCAUCUUACCUGUCGCCACAUCUUCACUUCACCUCAUCCUCUCUCUCUCCCUCUCUCUCUCUCUCUCUCUCCCAUCCUCUCUCUCUCUCUCUCUCUCUCUCUCUCUCUCCCUCUCUCUCUCUCUCUCUCUCUCGCUCUCAGGGGUUGUUGGGUCAGCCGAUAUGGUUUCUGCUGGACGAGGCUCUCAGGAUGUUUUUCUACCAGACGGACCAGGACAGUGAGCACCAGCCAAGAGCCCUCAGGCGUCUCCGGCCACCGACCCGAAAAGUGUAAGCCCCACCCCCCGACCCUGCAGGGACAGGGAGAGACGCUCAACAUGCAGGCGGACCCCCUUAGCUUCAUAGAAACUGUUCCCUAAAAGAGAGCUAAUGAGACUCAGAGUUAACGGGGGUCCAGACCUUUAUUGGAGUCUUUAUGAACCUCCGUGUACCGAGGAGUGUGGGGGGUCAGCUGAGUCACAGAGCUUCAGUAGGCCCCCCCCCUGUCUCCUCUGGACGGUCAGACCUCCAGUGAAAACACCUUUAAAUCCCAGAGUAGAUAAAGAUAUUAGCUGAGGAUGGAUGAUGGUUAUGAUUAUGGUCGUGAUCCGGCCCCUGAGGUCUCUGUAACAUGUGAGGAGGUUAACGAGGUGUGUUCCUGCUGAUGAACCAGCUCUAUGAUAAAUAACAUGAUUAAAAAUAGUGAUUUUUGAUGAUAAUUAGUGAUAUUGAUACAUAAACUUCACCGACACAAACAACAUUUGAGGUUAGAAGCUGGAUUAGAUCCUGUUUGCAGCUUUGAACAAAUGAGAAACGACUGAAAUAUCGAUGAACGCCGGUUUGUCUGUCAGUUUGUUCAGCUUUUAUUUCCUGAAUUUGGGUCCUUAUAGUCAAAUCAAUCUAGUAGCUUAACAAGCAGGGGGUCUGUGUGAAGAACUGAACCAUAAUCUGUAAUCUUGACAAUCAUUGAUUCAGGAAAUCCUCCUGAUUUUGAAGGUGACAGCUGCUAAUUCGUGACCCACUUUGGACCACUAAAACCUGAACCAGAGUCAGUGAUUCAGUGAACGAAUCUUUUGAACGAAUCUUUUUAGUGAACUGAUUUUAGUGAUUCAGAAAGACGACUUCAGCGUAGAGAGAGAGUGGAGCGUAACAUGCACGCUCUGUCUCUGUGUGCGUGAUCAUAUUAUUGAUUAGAUUGAUUGAAUAAUGUCACUUAAUUACACCUCUUUGGUAGUUGUCACAGCUGAUCGACCUGCAGCACGUUUCCUGUCAGUUACCCGCCCCUCCAACAGCCUCUCAGCGUCUCCUCCCUGAUGGACGGAUGACGCUCGGCGUGUUUUUCUCAAACAGGUUAUGAAACGUUUCGAGUGUUUGCAGCAGACUGAGCAGGUUUGAACUUCCUGUUUGCAGCUGAUCAAACUUUUAGAGGACAAAUAUAAGAUCAAUGAAGUCAAGUCCAUCGUCCAAGUUUUUGACCACGACGGGGAAGAAAAGAGUCAAACGACCUUUUAGAUUCAAGCCUUAAAAACCUAUUUUGAUUUUAGCAGCAAAGACUUUAAAUACAGACUAAUCCUCAGUGAUAUUUGAUACUCAGGUUCCUUCACUAACAUCUACUGUCACCUCAGUACGAGUCUUUUCUGAGUGAAGACGCUCCGCUGAUGUUUCAUCUGAAGCACUGAAGCAGAAAACGCUCUUCAGUUUGUCACAGAGAAAACUCCUGUUUUCCGUUUUCACGCCACACUUCCUCAUUCAUAACGGCUUCCAGCCCUCUGAUUGGCUCACCCCCCUGUGGUCAGGUUACACCAGGAGGGUAUGUGGUAAAGCAGGGCGCUCUCAACAGGAAGUGAUGCAAAUUUAGACUCUCAGGACUUCCUCUGUUUCUGUGUCCGUUACAGAAAGCGAAUGUUCCCUCACUUCUUCUGUCCUUAUAAUGUUGAAUAAUUAAAUAAAUGAUGAAUGUGACGAUCAGACAUCAGCAAUAUUUAGAUUUUCACUCAAAGAUCAGCUGCGGCUCGCACAGGUCAACAUUAGCAAAGACUUAUUUGACCAGAGGGGGGCGCCAAAAUAAACACAAACCCAAAAAUCUUCACAGGAGCUUUAAUUCUGUGUUUUUAAUCUGAUUUAUCAUCUUAAACAUGUUUCUGACAGUCAGUGUGACUUUAGAGCAGAGCGGCACGAUAAAAAAAAAAAUCCUGAUUUUUUUUUUUUUCUCUGAAAACUCGAUUUUUUUGUUUUUUUUAUUCAGUGAAAACUUCACCAAACUUCACUUUAAAAUUAAGUUUUUCUGUCAUCUCUCUGAAAACGAUCUACUUCAUAUGCCAAGCCAGUAAGUGGCGCUGUAACGCUGCACAGGAAAUGUUGUUUUAGUCGGACUCGCGCAGGUGCCAUAAAAGAGUUCCUCUGUGUGUCACAUGACCGUUUCCAGAGAUGCAGAUAGACAUCCACACGGAGAUGAAAUGGUCGUCGUUUACAGAUUUAUUCACUCUCUGACCUGUUUUUAAAAAGUACCGUUUACAGUCACCUGAAACGCCGAUACGACAAAAAACUUUAGCGUUUCCUCCUGAAUUAGUUUCCAUGGUGACGGGUUGAUACCGCCUUCAGACAGACUUUACAGCGGGGAGUGGUUUACUCUUCAUCUGAAACUGUGAAGUCGUACCAAUUCAACACGACUGACUCGCUCUUGUCCUAUUUAACCACGAAAUUAUCGCCUUCUUUAACAAACGCCUGCAGGAAGGGGGAGGAGCCUACGGUGGCCUGGAGGCACGAAAGAGAGGAAAAUCGAUUUGAGGAUUUUGAUUUUUUUAACAUCGUCAUAAUCAAAUAAUCCGAUUAUGAUUUAAAAUCGAUAAGUUGUGCAGCCCUACUUCAGAGUAAACAAACAUCAUAACUCUCAGCUCGAUCGUGAUUGGUGCAGCUGACACUCGCACUGACUAGUAUUCACCACAAGUUGAUCAGGAACUUUAUUGAUCGACAGGAACGUACGUCUGGUAGUUGUUGGAUGUCUGGAGUUUCUCAUAAACCAUAAUGAGCUUCAAAGUCUGGAGGAUGUUCAUAAUUGAGUUUCAGUCGUUUAAGCUGAAGUCGUGUUGUUCCUCAUCUGUCGUCUGUGAAUGUUUACAUCCAGGUAGUGGAGCAGUCACCUGAUCAUGAGAGUCUGAAACAGCUGAGUCACAUCAUGUGAAUGAGUGAGGGUUCCCUCAGGUUUGAUCAUUAACACUCAGUGUCUCUUUGUCUCUCUUUAGGAAGACAGUCAAACCAAAGAUGGACCUCUUCUCCUCCCCCAGGGCCGAGGUAUUUACACUUCUCUUUUUUUUGGUUGUUGUUGCUUUGGUUACGAUCCUCAUCGCCACCCACAGAGAAACAACUUUUUUAAAGUCAAACGACCACGCAGAGUGCACUCCAUCACCCCGAGAAACAUCACAUGAUCCUGUCAGCACCCUUGGCAUGACUCCAUCACCUCAUGCCCACUGCAUUUCAACAUUUUGUCAGACCCACAAACACGGCGGAGGAAAAACACGCCGACAGAAACAUCACACCGCAGCCGCGCAUCGACUCAGGAGGGUGGCUUCACUCGGUAAACGCUGCGGCGCACGUUUUCUCCUCCCUCUUUCCUGUGACUCCGUCGACCUCAUCAAUAGUUUCCGCCUCGCUUCACUUCAUUUUUAAUUCCUGUGUUCCUCUCUCCAUCAUAAUAACCUCUCUCUCUCUCUCUCUCUCUCGCUCUCUCUCUCGCUCUCUCUCAUUUUGAUUCCCUUCACACCCUCCCUUCCAACACUGACCCGGUGCAGAGAUACACGUUUGUUGUCGUCUCACCUCGUGGUAAAGGUUGUGUAGCUCUAACAGCUUUAACUACAGAGUUUAGCGGGACAAUAAUCUGUUUAAUCAUCCAAGAAGACAAAUUUGUAAAUGUGCUUUCAGCUGUAAGCAGUUUUUCACCUCCGUCCUUUUGAUGGCAUGACGUGAACCAUCAUCACUACGACUUAGUGACCUUUAACCUGAAGUUUGUCUGACUGAUAAUCCGACGUUAACCUUAAACAAAGAUCAGAGCUUCAAACAAAGACGUGGAGAGAGAGCAGGUCAGGUGUUACGGUUUGAGUUCCUGCUCUGGAGCUGAAAUCCUUCUCUGUCCGAACACACGAGAAGAAAGAACCUGUAAGGUAGGGCUGCACGAUCAAUCGAUUUUAGAUCAUAAUCAGAUUAUUUGAUUAUCACGAUGUCAAAAAAUUAAAAUCAUCAAAUCGGUUUUCCUCUCUAUCAUGUCUCGCCCCUCCAGGCCACCGUAGGCUCCUCCCCCUUCCUGCAGGCGUUUGUUAAAGAAGGCGAUAAUUUCGUGGUUAAAUAGGACAAGAGCGAGUCAGUCGUGUUGAAUUGGUACGACUUCACAGUUUCAGAUGAAGAGUAAACCACUCCCCGCUGUAAAGUCUGUCUGAAGGCGGUAUCAACCCGUCACCAUGGAAACUAAUUCAGGAGGAAACGCUAAAGUUUUUUGUCGUAUCGGCGUUUCAGGUGACUGUAAACGGUACUUUUAAAAAACGGGUCAGAGAGUGAAUAAAUCUGUUACAGCGCCACUUACUGGCUUGGCAUAUGAACUACAUCGUUUUCAUAGAGACGAUAGAAAAACUUUUUAUUAAAGUGAAGUUUGGUGAAGUUGACACUGAAGUUUUCAGAGAAAAACUAUUUGGCUUUAAUCAUGCAGCCCUACUUAGAGGAUGUUUUUAAUCAGAGCCUGGAGAAGUUUCUAAAUCAUCUUCAGACAUGUAAUAAAUGCAGCGUUUAUAAGGAUGCUGAGCAACAUACACACGUUUCAAAGCAACAUGUUCUAUUCCAUUUUACAACGCUGAACUGGUCCACCUGCAGUUCCUGAUCAUGACCACUUGGUGGAUUAUGAAACAUGACAAAGGUGACUCUGAAACUGGUUUCCUAACGAUUCUGAAACAUCUCGCUGACACCAAAUCUCCUGUUCCUUUACUGCUCUCACUUAAAUAUCUGUGUUAAUGAUUCUCAUCCCCCCUAAAGUUUUAUAAACCAGAUUAAUCUCGUUGUUAUUUUCCUCUGUAACUCUGUCUUCACUCGCUCUACGGAGGAUGUGAGGACACAGCUGAAAACAGCGAUACCUGAGUAACAGCACAGCUCAGUGUUUGCGUGUUUGUCGCCUUUGCUCCGCCGUGUUGCGGGUCACGUCUGCUCUUGAUAAACCCUGUGAUGUGAGAACAUGUCUGCAGGUGAAGUGUGUGUGUGUGUGCAGGUUUCUGCAGCUCUUGAACUCUGUGCGCUUUAUCCCUUCUGCAGGAUCGUUUAACUCUUCCUAACCUCGCUCUACACAUGAAGAAGGUGCAGCGAUUGCUCACACAUGAAACACAAACUCGCUGUUUCUCUGCUGCUGCUCACUCCAGCGGUGUUUUACUGUAAAACCAAGAGCAGCAGCUACAUCUCUCUCUCUCUCUCUCUCUCUCUCUCUCUCUCUCUCUCUCUCUCUCUCUCUCUCUGUAUCUCUCUCUCUCUCUCUCUCUCUCUCUCUCUCUCUCUCUGUAUCUCUCUCUCUCUCCCACACAAAAGUAAAACAGUGGUGUGCACAACUCACGAAGCAGUCAGCCUACUCAACAUUUAUUUUCGCUCUCUCUCAGAAAAAACCGGCCCCCCUCUGUGUGGCUGUGUUGGUCCUGUCUUGAGUCUUGUGUCUCUUAGUCUCCGUCCAAACCCUGAUCAGUGUCUGCUCUGUGCCUGAUGGACACGAGGAGACUGCGUUCAUGUCCCUCACUGCUGCACGCUUGUGUUUUUAUGCACCAACACUUGAUUUCAUGUUCGCUCAGGCUGAACCUCAAACUGUAGGAUAAGUAAGCGUCAAACGAGGUCGAUGUGCCGAGCAGAAGCAGAACGCCGGUUUUCUUUUUCUGAUGUGACAAAAUGAAGGAGGGACAGAUGAAGGAGCAGAGGUGGAGAGGAGGAGAGAAAGAGGAGAAGAGAUGAGGUGCAAAAUUGGAUUAAAAAAAAACGCAACUCCGAAUUGGAAAAUUGAAAAUCCAGCAGGUCCCUAAUCAACUCAGGCUCAGAGCCACCAGGCAGAGACCAGAUCCAGUUUUAGAUAAAGACCUGUCAGAUAUGCAGGUCCACUCAGUCCGUCUCCACAGCAGCAGAAAUACGACCACAGCGCUCUGAUGUUCAACUCCACCGCUGAUAUCAUCUUCAAGAGUUCAGGGAUGGUCGUGAAAAUCACACAGAGUCAAACUGGAGGAUCAUAAACUCUGAACGAGGAGAUUUUCAUGAACUCAGAUCACUUUUUAGAGUGAACCUUUGAGCCUGUUGAAGUCACUGAUUUCUCAACAAUGAUCUUCUUACACUCACGAUUGAUCAACACCUCACCCCACCCGACUUCAACAUCCUCCACCCUCCCUGUGGUGACCUUUCUGCUCAGUGAUGAAACUCGGCUCUCUCUCCACGUCUUUGUCUGAAGCUCUGAUCUUUGUUUAAGGUGAAAGUCGGAUUAUCAGUCAGACAAACAGGAAGAACUUCUUCAGAAGAUUAAACAGAUCUGUUGUGUUGUCGGUUUUUGAGGCACCGACCGCCAACAUACUUUACACAUCUGUAUAAUUACUCGACGUCACUUUGGAGAUACCCAAACCACCGACACACAAACGGAGUUGAAUAACUUUUCUUCUCAACGAUGGCGUCUGAGGAUCUGACAUCUUGGGACUGAGGAUGACUCAGACUCGUGGCUGACAUCUACUUUUCUGCCCUCGGCUCUCUCUGUUGUGACGCACAUUUCCGCCAUGUUUGAUCGAGUAAACACGCUCACAGCUGAUCACUGUGAUCAAAUUGAUAUUUAUCGCGGUCUUUAAUCCCGAUCAUAUAAUCGUCCGGUCCUAGUCGUUUGGUAACUGCUAACAGCUCAGCGCUAACACUGCUGUCCAGUAAAGACCCACUUUGGUUGUCAGGUGGUCCUUUUAGACUGAUAUUCGUUUGUCUGGGCUGAUACCGAUAACGACGGUUCAUGAGACCGAAAACUUUUCUCUGGGACUGAAGAAACUCAUCUCCAAAUUUAAGUUUGAAAUAUUCUCAGUUUCAUCACCAAACUUUGUGGACCGAAAACCAACCCAGACGAGGAAGAGGAGGAGGAAACAUCUCCAACUUCAUCACCUCUGAGUCAGAUCAGCCUCCCCCCCCUCAAUCACGUUCAGACUGGAUCAAACUGAACUGGAGGAAGUACUAAAGAUCAGACCUGCACAGUUGAGCUGCAAACCUAUUAAUUCUGAUUGUUCUGGGAUUGAGGUUAAAGUCCCCUAAACGUGCGUACCCUCCUCUGAUCCCUCUCUUACAGAAGUCUUCGUACUUAAAGACGUUCUUCUGUUUGACGAGGAGGAAAAAAAAAGAUCUAAAUUCAAAUCUUCACCUCCCUGUCGCCAAACUAACGAGCUGAGAGUUCAGCGAGCUCAUUAAGGUGGAGCCGGCGCCGGUCUAAUUGAACCAGUUGAUUGCUCCUGGGCCCGGCUGAACCCAAGGGUUGUGUGGCUCGAUUUAGAGUGCAGCUCUUUACUGGGCACAGGAGGUAGACCGGCACACAGAACCUUCUGUGGGACCGACUCAGGUAGACAACCAAACCGGACAGAGACAUAAUAAUCCAACUCUGAGCGUCGGAAGAGGACGUCAAAGACCGAUUUUAGAGGAGCAGCUGAGUAAUAUUAAAGUAAAGGCUGCUUCCUUUAUGACUGAUUUAGAUGAACUCUGCUUUGGUAUUGAGAAGGUGAUCACUGUACCUCCGAUCAAACACGACCAGAGCAUCAGAUCAUCAGAUCAUCGGAUCGAGGUCCAAACUCCGGAGUCUGUGACCACAAGCUCCAGUUUUAAAGGGUUAGCACGAUCGUUAUUCAUCCACUCAUUCAUCAGCGUGUCUCAGAUAAACUUCAUCGACAUUUCUUUGAUAUUUCAGCCGACUGUUUGUUUCCCAACCUUAUAUUUUUAUUCAGAUAAAAAAGAUAUUAAACCUUAUUGAGAAUGUGGCUGACCUGGAUCACCAUAAGUGGGUUUGAGUGACGACCAUCGUUGUCACGGAGGCACCAAAGCUCCUGUUAAGCAUCGGUACUCGCCUAUAAAGGUCCUGUUGAGAGAUUUUUGCAUAACAACGUCCCUUUUGCUUCCUACUGAGGUCAGAAGUCAGGUUUUAUCCGUCCCCUACAGCUUCCUGUCUCUGUUUUUAUGACAUCGGUGUGAAAACUAUGAGACCUGAGAAAGAUCGGCAACAUACAGCCUGUUAGAAAUUUAUCGAGCAAUUAUACAUCAAAUCUAAUAGUUUAUCUGCUGGCCCUGAUUUUUGUGAACUUUUCAUGCAUAACCUGCGACAUACACCUCCCCCACUUUUCGUCUGUAGACAUAAGAAGACAAGGCGGGGAUAGCAUCAGUAAAGACGGCAGAGAACAGAGAAGGAUAAGAAUCAGGGCUGUCGAUGAAUAUUAUAAAGUCAAAUAUAUAUAUAUAUAUAUAUAUAUGUAUAUAUAUAUAUAUAUAUAUAUGUAUAUAUAUAUAUAUAUAUAUAUAUACAUAUAUAUAUAUAUUGGGUGUGAAAAUUAUAAGAUAUUAAAUAAACAGCUGGAAAAAAACUGAGUGGGAAAAAAACGAAAAAAAAAAAAAACAGCGGCUGCUUUGCGAGUGAGCGAACUAUAACCACAGGUCAGGGACAGGUCAAGGACAGGUCAGGGGAUCUGCACCUGCAGUGAGACUCCACAAAAACCGUCUGUGGCACACGCAGAGAGAGAUGGCGGGAUGUUCGGGGCCAAAAUCAGAGAGAGCGGUCUGGACUCCAACGAACUUUCGAAGCUCCGUUUGGAAAUUCUUCAGAUUUUUGGCGGACACAGUAGACAGAAAAAUGCUGAUCGAGAUAAAGUUAUAUUUAAGCUGUGUGAGCGAGAUAUUCGGAUAUGAUCGAACCUACGUGUUAUUUUUAGAACGAAUAUUCAAACGUCAUUUUGGAGCGAUUUUGACAGCUGCGUUUACAUGGACACAAAGAAUCGGAAUAAACGCCUGAUCGGAAUAAAAAAGUGUCAUGUUAACAUGUCGAUCGGAAGAUUCCGAUCCAAUUCGGCUCAAUUAGAAAGAAUUUGUAUUCCGAUCAAGAGGAGUGGUUUAUGCCGAUCGUUAUUCCGAAACACGUUCAUGUAGACACUUAUUCCGAUCGUGACUCUCUAACCUGACUCGAUCUUCACUCUUUAGCGUUCGUUGAUUUAUUGAGGUCAGUUCAGGAGAUUUCAUUAUGAACACUCUGACCGCAGGUGUCGUGUCUGCUCCUCCGGUAACAUAACGAGGCGUACAAACAGCGUGAUGAUGUCACAUCUGUACGCACAGAGCAACCUUUGACAGGACCGUAAAAUAAGUACACAAGGGCGCCAUCUAGAGACGACAUUUAACAGAGGGGAAAAUCCUGAAUUGGACGGAGUGAUCCACUGCAGCGUUUGUUGGUUUGUUGACAGUGCAGACGUAAAUACAACUCUUCUUCUUCUUCUGUGGUUGUUUUAGCGAAAUUAGACGACUUAGUGCAUAUUUACACACGUCAUGAUCAGAUUAUUAGAUUUUGCAAUUAAGAAAUUUUGGACAUGUAAACAUGGAGAGUGAAAACUCAUACACCAGUGAUGGAAGCAAACCCAGCAUAAGAAAAGAUGAAGUGAUGAACUGUGACACGGUCCACAUCUCUGAUCGUCUACUUCUCACCUCGCUGCGUCUGUUGGGAUGGGACUAACUACAGUUAACGAGUGAUCAGUUCCCCUCGUGCAGCACAGCACAUAAGUUUUUAAUAACAGUGGAAAACACCUGUGGGGUUCGUGGAGCUGUUAAUUAAACCAAAGUGGGCUGCUGUUGUUCUUCUGACAGCUAAUUAAGGCGUCCACAAUCAAAACUUCGGAGUCAAGUCAGACUGUGAGUCUGUGUCUGCUGAACUAAUUUCAGCCAAAAUAAAAGAAACAGAAGACUGAUCAUCGAUCAAUAAUAGAGGGAACCAACAACUCCUAAAUGUAUGUCCUGUAUCAGUGAAGGGACGGAGAGGAAGCAGAUAUAGUAUAAACAGAAGGAAUGACUCUGUUUGUGUUGGAGAUAGUAUCUUAUCGCCUCCAACACAUUUUCACAUCAUCCAUGAAUUGCAGCCAACAGCAGGUCAACAGUAGAAUAAAACUAUGUCUGGAUAAUGUAUUAAAAAUAGCAGCUUUGAAAUCUAAGAAAGUGCAUGUGUGCUUUUUUUUCAGCGUGUGUUAAUCUGUUAAUCCCUCUCCCUCAGUUUCAUUAAUCUGCCAUCAGCCUUACUUAUUCUCUCUGCAUAUGGAUCUAAACACGCUCAUUUGCACGCACACACUCUGAGACGUGCAGCCUUUCAUGCUCACAUGUUCAUGUUUACAGAAGAGGAGGGAGAGAGUCUGUGCGGGGAAAAGGUCAGGAUGGUCGAGAAGAUGCUUAAAAUCAGGAGAGCAGAGUUAGUUUUCUCUGAGAAACUUCCAGUCGAUGAUGACCUUUUCAGUUUAGUAUUUUACAUAACGUUUCUUAUGUAAUAAAAACACGACUCUUAACUCAAACCGUGAUCUUUCCCAAACUUCUUUACUCAGUUUUGGUGUCUGUGCCUGAACAGGAACAAGACCUGGCACCACGUCGACUUUAACAACAGAUUAGAGAAACGCUCCCUGACUUCAAACUUUCCUGUAAAAUUAAAUCGAACGUGGACAUAAAUCAUUAAUGUUUCUACUUUCAGAGUUUUAACACAGCAGUGAAAUGAUUUAAAGUAAAACUGCAUCUAAAAUAUGAAACUUUUUUACUCCACGACAGAAUGAGAGGUACUUACAUGAGGUCCUCUUUAGUUAGCCUGGGAGACGUCCGUCUGUGCAGAUGCAUGUGUCACUCACUACUUAAGCAGCAGUCCUGGCUCUAUGGGAGGGCGUUAGGAGGUUAGACCCGCCCCUGACGAGGCGGGGUUUGUUUGAAGUUUUAUGCUGUCUGUCAUCAUCACUGAUGAACUCAGAGGGUCAAUCCAACGCCACGAGGUCACUAGACUGGACCCUCCUCCCCAACCCCAUCCACUGUCUCUCCUCUCUCCUAAAAACACCUGAGAUGACCCCAAAGGUAGCAGCUGCCAUACUGUAAACACUGACCAACCAUCAGCCUGUGCCCACCUGUCAGUCAACUAAACCACGCCCCUAAUAAUACCUGAUUUUGAGGAAGAAUUUGCAGUCAUAUAAUUAGCAUUGUUAAUUAAAAUGUGCAGUUAUUAUCGGCUCUGAUGGGGUUUCCUCAGCCCCAUGGGGGAACUACGUUUUUUGUUCCAUAUGAUGAAAUUAAAAUCUAUUAAUAGAGCCAAUCCCUCCAAUCACAUGCCUCCACAAGUCCAACACUCGCCCACUACAAACAUGCUUAAAAACGCUGAAACCGAACUUUAGCACGAUUUACAAACCAGGUUUUGACGUGAAAGUUGAAGAGUUGUCUGUAUCUUCACAGUUUGAGGUAGAAACAGUAAAUCUAACUUGUUUGUCGAUUGUUUUGGUGUGUGACACACCUCUGAGGUAGCCCAAUCAUAACAACCUGAAACUUCGGGACAAUCUCAACUCUACCCCUUAGCCCUUGUUUUUGCACGUUCACGUCAAGUAAAGGGACGUCCUAAUUCUGCGUAAGGUUAAGGGUAAGAGGUACAAAGCCCUAGAAACGAAGACAAACCGAGACCUCACUUCAAAGCCAAAUUUUCAUAGUAAUGACGCUGAUAUUUCUUCUCAGAUAUUCAAUCCUUUGCUGCUCCCCGUGAAUAUUAGCGAUGUUUUGAGUUGUUUGCAUUUUAAAAUCAUGCAGUAUGAGCAGUGUUGCCAACCUAGCAGCUUUGACGCUUGAUUUAGGGACUUUUCAGACCCUCCCCAGAGAGUUAAGGUCCUUACACACCGGGGCCUGAACAGGUUAGCUUAGAGCUAAAGUUACUUAGCACAGAUGAAAGUUCAAACAAAGACGUUUAUCAAACUGUUAAAGCUCACAAACCAUCGUCAGAUGAGAAAUCCGACGCUAUGACUCUCCACAAGUCGUCCUUCAGGUCGUUAUCUUUGUAAUGUUUGUGUCUUUUAUCAAAAAUCACUCUGUUCUCCGACACGUAAACAAUCAGCCGGUCGGCCAUGUUGGAUAUACCGGUGAAUCUGACAUCACAACAACACGAAAUCUGAUUGGUCAGAAGUGGACACACAGUCUGUAAAACUUUAGAAAAGUCGACCGUGAUCCGGAAAAAUGAAUGCCGAAAUAUCACAGAACGGGAAAACGUCGCUGAUGUGAACGCUUGUAUUGACAGGAUACGGGUUCGAAAAAAAAAUAUUGACGUCUGAAAUAAUCGCACGAAAAUAACGUCCUGGUGUGAAAGGAGCUUUGUUUUCAGAUCGUGUGACUUUUUCUGGAGUUUAGUGACUCUGACAUGAAAGCCGUUAUCGAUGUUACUCUUCCAAUGGGGGGAGGGAGGUUGCCUGAGAAAUUAUACAAAUCAGGCGCUGACGUCAUCUAGCGACUUGUAGCGACUUUUACGACAGUCACUAGUGACUUUCCUUUCUGCAGAGUGUUGUUAACCAACAAAGCUAAAGCUAUUGACAGCUACACUGAGGUCAGACCGACAAAUUCACUGCAAACAGGAAGUCAUGAUGACGUAGCAGGAAUCGAGUGGCGUCUCGUUUCUAAGAGGGGGAAAGAGUAAAGAGUGACAAUUAAGAUUCAGCCUUAGUCUGACUGAAACUGGACUAAACCAGACUUCUCAAACUCAGGCUAACAUGUUAAAAAAACGACUCUAUGGGAGUGAAAGUGGUGGCGGCGUUCUGAGCGUGCUCCAGCGUUCACACAGUGUGGUUUUUAGCGCUGCCUUUGUCUCAGCCAACAGAGAGAGACGAGCUCUCUAAACACUCGGUUUGUUCAUCAGAUAGUCAUGAACUCUCUGGGCGCAGAGCGUGGAUCAGAGUUUCUUCUGUUGAGCUGCCAGGUGUGAUUGGACAGAGUGGUGAAGAGAGUAGUGAGAAGAAACUGUAAGAUUGUGAGUCCGAACAGCCAAACUCAGAGGAAGUGUCUCUGCAGUGUUUCUCAGAAAUUAAAGGUCCAUGAGUAACUCUGGUUUAUGUAGAUCUGCUCCAGAUUUGAUCAGAACUUUCUCUCUUUUCUCUCAUUUUACUGAAAGUGUGAUUCUUGACCCUCUCUGCGCUCUCUCUCUCUCUCUCUCUCUCUCUCUCUCUCUCUCUCUCUCUCUCUCUCUCUCUCUCUCUCACUGUCCUGUGAGGAUUAUCACGUAUAUUAACUCGCUCUCAAACGACAUGACAGUGGCGGUCAUCAGUCAGCCCUCUGCAGAUCUGCACCUCUGUUUAACUUACACUUUUCUUAUCUCCUCCUCCUCCCUCUCCUCCUCCUCCUCUUGUUCCUCCUCUUCCUCCUCCUCUUCUUCACCUCCCUCCCACUGCUUUCACCGCUCCCUGUUCUUUUUUGGUCUCUCUCUGCCUCUCCAGAUACUCCAACUCUCUCUCUUCGUUUCUCCGUCUCUGCUGAUCGCUCUCCUACUGUUGCAGAAAUUCUCCCUCUGAUCUCCUCAGUACAAACAACUCUCUUUUCUUUUCUUCUCUCUUUUCUUUCCUUUCUUCUUUCCUUUUCUUCUUUCUUUUCUCUCUUUUCUUUCCUUUUUUUCUUUCUUUUCUCUCUUUUCUUUCCCUUUCUUCUUUCUUUUCUCUCUUUUCUUUCCUUUCUUCUUUCCUUUUCUUCUUUCUUUUCUCUCUUUUCUUUCCUUUUUUUCUUUCUUUUCUCUCUUUUCUUUCCCUUUCUUCUUUCUUUUCUCUCUUUUCUUUCCUUUCUUCUUUCCUUUUCUCUCUUUUCUUUCCUUUCUUCUUUCCUUUUCUUCUUUCUUUUCUCUCUUUUCUUUCCUUUUUUUCUUUCUUUUCUCUCUUUUCUUUCCCUUUCUUCUUUCUUUUCUCUCUUUUCUUUCCUUUCUUCUUUCCUUUUCUUCUUUCUUUUCUCUCUUUUCUUUCCUUUUCCUUUUACUCCUUUCUUUUUCAUAACUCUUUUUCUCCUUUUCUCUCUUUCUUUCCUUCCUUUUUCCUUUUUUUUCUUUCUUUUUUCUUUCUUGUCAUAUUUUCUACUUUUUUCCAUUUUUCUUUUCUUUACUUUUUUUCUGUCUAUCUUUCUUUACUUUCUUCUUUCUGUCUUUCUUUCCUUUUCCUUUCUUUUAUCUUCUCUAUCUUAUUUUUUAUUUUUUUUUACUUUAUUUCCCUUUUUCUUUGUUUUUUCUUUCUUUCUGUUUUCUCUUUUUCCUUAUUUUAUCCUCUGUACUUUUUUCCUUCUUUCUUUCUUUUUUUGUCAUUUCUUAUUUCAAUCUUUCAACCUUUUUUCUAUUUCUUUUUUACUUUUUUCUUUCUUUCUUUUUGGCUUUUUUUUCUUCCUUUCGUCUUUCAUUCAUUCUAUCCUCUUUUCCUUUUUCCUUUCUCUUUAUACAGUCUUUCUUUCUUUCCUUGUCUCCUUUAUUUUUCCCUUUUUUCUUUUUUUUCUCUUUUUGUUUCUUUUUGGCUUUUUUAUUCUUUCCUCUCAUUUAUUUAUUCUUUUUUCAUUCCUUCCUUUUUCCCUCCUUACGUUAUUUCUUUUUUCGUUCUAUUUUCUUUUCUUUCUUUCUCUCUUUCUUUUUGCCCCUCAUCCUUUUCUUAACUGUAUUAAAUCUUUCUCUCCUCUUUGUUUUCAUUCUCCUUUCUGUCUUGUUUCUUCUUUUCUUCUUUUUUGUCUUUUUUCCGUUAUUCUUUCUUUCACUGAUUAUUUUUCUCUCCUUGUUUCAGUUCUAAUUUCUUAUUUACUUCUUACUCUUUUGUUUUUUAUUGACAAACGUUAAACUUACAGUCAUCACUCACGUCUUUAUGAGAUAAUUAUUGCUGUGUGUGGUUGUGCGUGUGUGAGUGUGUGUGUGUGUGUGUGUGUGUGUGUGUGUGCGCGUGCGUGCGUGCGUGCGUGUGUGUGUGUGUGUUUUAGAGCAGCGAUGAUGAGGACUCUCCUCAGCUCUACUUUAAAUUCUAAUUCAGGCUUUUAGAUCUCCACGCUGACGCUCACCAGGACGCUCCAACAUCUCUCACAGUCACACACUCUCGUCGCCUCAGGCUCUACCACUCUGUAAACUCCUCGUAUAUGCUUUUACUUCACCUCUCACAGACUUUCACACACACUUUCACACACACUUUCACACACUUACACCGUGCAUUAUAACUCAGCCGCUGCAGAACACUGAAGUUUGACAAACUUGUGCAGAAACAGUCAGGCAGGUAAUCAGCCUGUCAGGAGGAUCUUCAGAUCUUCUACAGGUUCAUGUUUGGACUGUUGACCAAAACCAUCAUUUCUCACACUUUUCCAACUCUUCAUAAAAACGCAGCAGAUCUGUGAACAUGAGCCGCAGUCCGAACUCACACACUUCUGUGUCUCCGUUUUCCACUGUUGCACAUUAUUGCACAUCCAUUCUCUGCUCCUCCAAACACACAGAUGAGAAGCACCAUCCUUCUCCACCUCCACCUCCAUCUCUCACUUUUUCACUCUCAUCCAGGCACACAUCCUCAGAGCUCAACACUCCUCAACAAUCCUCUGCUUCUCUCUGUGUCUCAAUUCAUCCACUAACUUUAUCAAACUCUCUCUCUCUCUCUCUCUCUCUCUCUGUCGUCUCUCUCUGUCUCUCUCUGUCUCUCUCUCUCUCUCUCUCUCUCUCUCUCUCUCUCUCUCUCUCUCUCCUCUCCUGUCACUCACUUGUUGUAGAAAGUGUAGUAACUCUUACCCAUCCUCUCUCUCCGUCUCUUCUCUCUUCGUGUUGAAUGUCUCCGUCUCUCGUUCCCUUGUUCCUCUCUCCUCACACUGACUUGUAUGUGUGCUUUCUGCCCUGUUUGUGUGUGUGUGUGUGUGUGUGUGUGUGCGCGUGAAUGCGUGCGUCUGCGUGUCCCAGGUGAUGUUUGACUUUCGCGGCAACGGCAAGGCGGAGUUGAACCUGAAGAAGGGAGAGGUGAUCUUCCUGCUGCAGCGAGUCAACGCCGACUGGCUGGAGGUAAGAACGGAGAGAGACACAGAGAGAGAGAGAGAGAGUUGGAGUUGUAGAGAGAGAGAGAGAGAGAGAGAGGGAGGGAGGGAGGGAAAGAGUAGGAGCGUGGAAAGCAGCGAAAGAUGGAUGAGAGUGAGAGGAGGGAAGGGAAAGAUAAAGAAGAGGUGGAGGGGGAGAGGGAACGUGAGCCAAGAAGAAAGAAAAAAUGGAAACUGAGAAGGAGGCAUCUUGAUUGGGAUGACGGAGGCGAGAGAGAACAGAGGAGGAAAGGGGAGAGCGAUGGAGGUGGAGAGAGAGAGAGAGAGAGGACAGGAAAAAGAGGAGGAAAAGAGGAGGAAAAGAGGAGGAAAAGAGGAGAGAGAAAAGGGGAGCGCUCUCCGAAGUUUAAGAAUCCAGAUGUUUUUCAGAGCGACUGAAGUGAAGCUGGCCAGCAGGGGGAGACUCCACCUGUUGCAUAAAGAGCCAGGCGGAGAAAUUGAUCCUCCACUCUUUCCUGUUCACCGAACAUCCGUCUCCAUGGGGACCCCCCUGAGGUUCAUGUGUGUAGAAAUGAGAAUAUGUCGUGAUGUCCACGUCCACAUCUGUCCCACUCUGACAGGAAGUUAAACUCAUUAUAAAACAGUACACCUGCAGCAGGAAGUAGCUUCUCAUAUGAUCCAGCAGAGGGCGCUCUAGUGACCCGACUGAUCCCUAAACUAAUGCACUAAUAUCAUUCACCCCCUAACUCACCCCUCCAUGAUUCACAGUGUCGAAGUGAACAAACACACGAGUGUUGGGCGUCUGAACAGUUUAAGAAAAAGAUUAAAUCGCUGUUUCGACUUUUCACUUUUUUGUCCUGCAAGAGCCUGUGGUGGUUUUUUAAGUGCUGGUAUAAGUCGGUCUUCUUUCCGCUCCGAUGUAGCGACUUUGGCGUGUCAGGUUUUGCACAGUAGUCGUCUCCUAGAUGACCGCCGUGUUUCUUUUCUCGGGGAUUAAAUCACAAAACUCUGCUUGUAGUUGCGCUGAAGCCGUUUUAAAAAGACGUUCAUGUUUCAAAACACGGAGAGCGGGUCAGUACUGAUUGGUUAAUUUGACCUCUCCAUGAGAAGCUUUGCUGCUUCUGAUUGGUGAUUUUGGCCGGACGGUGAGGAGCCGGCAUGUACCGUAUUUUUCAGACUAUAAGGCGCAUUUAUAAUCCCUAAAUCUUCUCAAAAAUCGACCGUGCGCCUUAUGGAUGAUUACUUUGUUGAGCUUACUGACUGAUUUUAUGUGGUACUGUAGGCUGUUUCACGACCUGAUCAGCCUCGUAACACGACCCCUGAGCAGUCUACAAGACUGCCUGACUGUGAUGUCUGAACUAGGAGUGCGUUCAUGUGAAGCAGCCCGGGUUCGGAGUAGCAGUCAAUGCGCCGGUGAUUAAUGCGCCGUACAAUCCGGUGCUCAUCCGAUGUGUUAACACAGACACGUCAGUCACAGUGAGCCGUGCAUGAAAAAUACGGUAAAUGUAAAAUAUUUGACACACAACAGAUCCUGAGUCAGUGAGGGGCGCAGAACAACAAAAACAAAAACAAACAAACAAACAAACAAACAAAAAACGCAGCUUCGGCGAUCACAUGAUGGCGCUGUCUGAAAAGGAUAAACCGCUCAGCCCUAAAAACAGGAUCUGUAUGAAACAGAGAGACUGGAACUCCUGAAAAGUGUCGCAUUAACCAGGAAUCACUGUCAGGAAAUAACAGCAUUUCCUUUAAUGAAGACUCUGUUUACGUCCACUCAGUCAUGAUCUGACGGGUGCAGCAGCUGCAGCGUCUUUCUGAACGAUGAGCCUAAAAGUCGAGAUCAUGAAGUACGAUUCACUUUGACCCCCAAAUCCAGACCCUGCACCCCCGUAACUACGGCGUGGAUCAGGUCUGAAAUCAUGAAGGAGGAAGUGGACUAACACUCCUGCACAUUCAGACCCGUUAUUUUGGUGUCCACGUGUUUUUAGCAUGGAGGAUCUGCUGCAGUUUGUUCUAUUCUGAGAGAGGAGUGUUGAAAAUAGUUCCUCUAAAAGCUGCAACAGUGAAAAAGUUAAUUACAUAACCGUGUAACACUUCAAAGAUCUGGACUCUUGUCGUCUCUCUGUGGCUGCAGAGGAGUGAACUGGAGGUGUCCCGCUCUGGUUUCCCUUCAGGGGGGGUAAUUACCUAAUGAACAAGAUGUCCUGGUUACACACGGCGAGGAGCUCGAUGUGGGACAUUUUAAUCAGCUGUUUAACACAAAAAGACGACGCAGGAACAUCGGCGCCGCCUCAGAGUUUUCACCGAAAUUCUGCAUCGUCACAUCAGCGCUUAAAGAAAGGUCAGGAAACAUGUUGUGUAAAAAUGUGUAAGGUGUUGAGAUGGAGUGUGAGAGAGAAGCUGAGAGUGGGUGAGUGGGAGAGAGAGAGAGAGAGAGAGAGAGAGAGAGAGAGAGAGGAGGUGGAAGCUGAUGUGGUGGGAGAGAGAUAGAGAGUGAGAAUCAACAAUGAGGAGGAGGACGAAGCACUUACUCUGCCUCUGGCUUCUACAGGGAUCUGAAAUCUGAAAACGCUGAUAAUCUGCUUCUCUAAUGAAACAACAGCGUCCUGUUGGUCCUCUCUGCCAGCUCUGCCGCCAUGAUAAUAACUCAGAGUUUGUGUUAUUGAGGGGGGGGUGAGGUUAAUGCAACACUUAGAACUGGUAAAGAAGUUGACUGAGUGCCUUUGAUUUAGUCAGCGGACAGAGCGGCGGUGGGCGGAAAACGUGACGAAUCCAACUGGCAGACUGGAGCAUCAAGGUGAAUGUUCUUCAGGAGGAGACCUGAGGAGUUAGAGGCUCCUCAGAGACCAUGAGAGGAGCUCCUCCUGAGCCCGAGGUCAGAGAAGACGGACUGAGAGGGAUCACAUAAACUCCUCACUCCGUCUCUGAAAUGAUCAGCUGUGAAGAAGAGUCUCCAGGUCUCUGCUGCCACUUCACAGAGACCUGGAGACUCUUCCAGAGUUCAGGAGUUUGUGAGGCUGCACAGAUGUUGGAUGAGAAGGCCCGGCUCCUCGAUGUUCUUUGGGGUUCAUCAGGUUCAUCCACACCAAACUCUCUCUCUCUGUCAUCGAUGUCUUUGCGCACUGGUUCACAGUCAUGUUGGAACAGGAAGUGGUCAUCGCCAAACUGUUUCCACAAAGUUAGGACAGUCUGAAGUCUCUUAGUUUGCUGAAGAACUCAGAGUUUCUUUCACUGCGACUAAGAGGACAAGUCCAGCUGCUGAAAAACAACCGAACACGAUAAACAACCAAACUUUACACUCAGAGGAGGAGUGGGCUUUUUAAGACAGUCCCUCAGUCGACUGCCCUCUGUCUCCGGUUCUGUUCAGAACCUUCAUGGACAGAAUUUCCAGGUGCAGUCGGGGGUGGAGGGGGUCCAGUUCUGCAGGCGGAGGGUCACCUCGCUGCUUUUUGUGGAUGAUGUGGUUCUUCUGUCUUCGUCGAGCAGUGACCUUCAGCUCUUGCUGGGAUGUGAAUCAGAACCUCCAAGUCCGAGGUCAUGGUCCUCAGUCGUAUAUAACUUAGAUCACCUUCUCCAGGUCGGAGGGGCGGUCCUGUCUCAGGUGGAGGAGUUCAAGUAUCUCAGGAUCUUGUUCAGGAGUGAGGGUAGGACGGAGCGGGAGAUCGACAGGCGGAUCAGAGCGGCGUCAGCAGUGAUGCGGACGUUUAACCGAUCAGUGGUGGUGAAGAAAGAGCUGAGCCGUACGGAGAGACUCUGGAUUUACCGGUCGAUCUACGUGCCGAUCCUCACCUAUGGUCAUGAACUUUGGGUAAUGAGCGAAAGAACAAGAUCGCAGAUACAAGCGGCUGAAAUGGGUUUCCUCCUCAGGGUGUCCGGGCUCAGCCUUAGAGAUAGGGGAAGGAGCUCAGAGGAGAACCGCUGCUCCUCCACGUCCAGAGGAGUCAGCUGAGGUGGUUCAGGCAUCUGGUUAGGACGCCUUCUGGAUGGCGACGAUGACGACAACUUAAAAACCGGGGUCAGACCAUCCAAAACAGGGACUGUCCCUCAAAAUCAGGACGUCUGGUCUCCCUGCAGAUCCUCUCUGCUGAUGGUCGGCUGAGGCUGAGAGCUCUCGGAGGAUUCAUUGACCUCAGUCGGGUGGUCCUACACCAUCUCACUUUCUCCAUGUUUUUUUUCGACUUCCACAGAAGCUCUCUGACGCUGUAUCGCUCCCCUCGUAAAAUCUCAAAAUCCUUGCGUGAUGAUAGUGAUGAUAACACGCGUGAUCAACGUAAUUCUUAACAACCAGUUUAUCAAUCAUCGAUUGAUCAUGCCCAUUCCUUCUUCAGACAAGUAGCGUUGCCCCGGCAACCACCAAACCCAGACUCUUCCAUCAGAUUUCCAGAUGGAGGAACCCGUGGACAAGCCUCCUGCUCUAGGGUCCGGUGGCGCCGUGCUUUACACCACUGCAUUGCACUCUGGGAUGUGCGGCGCGGGCGCAGCUGCUCGCCUGCUGCUCUCUUUGAGCUGAUCUGAAGGCCACAACCUCGAUGUUUGAUUCUCUGCACAUGUUGCCAUGGAAGCGAUUGGAGUAAUUAGUGAGCGAAUAGUUUUCACAAUAUGGUGUCUGUGGGGGCGUGUGAGGUGAAGGGGGAGGGGCCUGAAGAACGUAUUUUUACCACAAGAGCCUCUUGAUUCGUGCAUUUCUGAUAUUUAUAAUCAGGAGUUUAUUUUAAAGGAAGUGAUGUCAGCUGAUCACCACGAUCAGGUCUUUUCAGAUGGUUUCUGCUUCUUCUAAAAGUAGAUCUUCCCUCUGCACAUCAGAAACUCUUCUGAUUCCAGCCCCAGAUGAUCAUUGAUUUUACUGCUGCUGAUCACAUGGACGCUCUUACAUAAAACUGUUGCCUCGUGCUGCACACACACACACACACACACACACACACACACACACACACACACACACACACACACACACACACACACACACUCAGGGGUGUUUUAAAAGGCCUGUAACAUCAGCAGGAUAUUAUGAACAGGCUAAUUAGAGGGUAAACGUCCCUCUAGAUGCCCCUCUCAUGAUUGUUUCUCUUCCUGAAAUCAUUAACCACCUCAUCAUCUCAUCAGACCAACAUCACUCCGUCACUCGGGGAUUCACUCACGUCUUAUUUCCCGUUAUCUCUUUUUAUUUGCUCUCAUCUUUCCGCUCUUCUUCUCUUUCUUUUGGCGACGUUUCGUCUUUUCAGGGAACCGUCAACAACCAAACGGGCAUCUUCCCACAAUCCUUUGUGAAGAUCAUCAAACCGCUGCCAGACAGCGAGGCAGAAGGAGACGGUGAAGGCCACACCUACAGCUGCCUGCGCUGCUUCCUCAUGACCCCCUCUGGAGUUCAGACUAGGUCAGUAAGAAAGACUCAGACCAAGAUUAUCGUAAAUCAAGAUAAACACGGAUCAGAAACACACCUGCUGUUCGUAGUUUUUCUCAUUUCGAUGAACUUUCUCUGAGUGAGUUUCAGAAUUCAAUAUAAAUCGUGUAACAGACUUUACUGGGAACAUAAAUGGUUCUCUGCGCUCCUAUCAGUGAUCUGAAUACAACGUAGAAUUUUUCUUGAUAGGAGCAGAAUCUGAAGGUUUUGUAAAGAUUAAUCUGCAGGAGAAAAACACGGACUGCCCACAUCGGUGUUUCUGUUUAUUGUUAUGUAAUUACUUUGAGAAUCCUAAAAUUAUUCAUACCCCUAAAAACAGCAUCAAGGAAAAGGUUAUGUAAGUUCGGUUUGACUUCAGCAACAUAUCGACAUUAUGUCCUUUUUUUAAUAUAGAGAUGAAGCUGUGAUAGGCGGUUAUUUGAUGAUAUAUAAGAUAUAAAAGUCCUUUAAUCCAGGAACAGAACCGUCUGUUCAGAUCUCAGCUGUGAUAUACGUUAGCGAGCAGAGGCGUGUCCGCAUCGUUUAGAUCAGGGUGGCCUAACCCCGGCACUGACACUGCUGGGGUGGCGUGAAGUAUGUGAGCCCACUCACCACUAAAUUACAUUUAUUAUUACUAUUAUUAUUAAACAUCUGUCAAAACAAACAUUAGAAUUUUUCUUUUUUAGUUUUUCACAUGUAACAAAAUCUGAGUUUAAACUUAAACUAAUCAAUGCACUGAAGCAUUUUUAGUAGAUAAAAACUGAAGUUAACUUAAAAACAAAUAAAAAUUAAACUCACAUUGAAAAUAAAAGUCAGAAUAAAAAUAAAGAUAAAAGCCUGAAAACUUUAAAAACCUUCAUUUUAACUCAUCUGUGAGAGUUUUCCGUAUUUAAAGAUAAUUUCUGAGGACUUUGGGAUUAAAUUUGUUUAUUUAUGAGGAUAAAGUCAGAACUAACAAGAGUUAAGUCUUAAGAAAGUGAUUACUAUAGUGAAUAAAGUCGUAAUAAAAUAAUUACUUACAAAAACAAAGUUGUAAUAAAAUAAUUAAUUACAAGAAUAAAGUUGUAAUAAAAUAAUUAAUUACAAGAAUAAAGUUGUAAUAAAAUAAUUAAUUACAAGAAUAAAGUUGUAAUAAAAUAAUUACUUACAAAAACAAAGUUGUAAUAAAAUCAUUAUUUACAAGAAUAAAGUUGUAAUAAAAUAAUUAAUUACAAGAAUAAAGUCGUAAUAAAAUGACUUUAUUAAGACUGUAUUUUCUUUGGUAAUGACUUUAUUCUCCUCCAACUUGAAUCUUGAAGUUUUAUUAUUUUCCUUAUGUGUCACUAAUAAUCAUAUCAGUCAUAUUUAUUCUUGUUUUCUGAGAGAAAAAUUCCUCGUUUCCUUUAUUUCUCCGAAUGUUCUCCUCGGUUGUAAAAUGUUGUAGACCUUCUCUAAAGAGAUGACCGUCUCCUCCCUCCCACUCCCACAGAGACGUGUGCGUUCAGGAGGACCUCAGUAUCCAGCCGACGUACAAGGACCUCCUGUCUCGAAUGAGGUUUGUGUGUUCACAACUUUUCCACCCUUUUCCUCGACUUUGUGUCUUUUUUUUACCGAUUUUUUGGGGGGUAAAAAAAUGAUUAUUGAGUUUCAUGCUGAGUUUUUCAUUUGCACCCACGUGGGAUGUUUUUUGUGGCUGUUGUGUAGCUGCGGAGGGGAAAUGAGUGUAUGCAUCCUGACACCUGUGAGUCGACGACAAACACAGACGUGUUAAUGGAGCCGACAGAUUUCACAGGCGCAGGAAAAACCUCGUAUUUUGUCGUUUUAAUCGCUCUAAAAUCUUCUGUUUUUGGUGUUUGUGUGACAGGAUUACCUCAGAGUCGUGUUUCUAAUUUUUACCUGUUGACCUUUGACCUCCACUGUUUAAAGCGUCAAGGAAGUGUUGAGCAUGUUUUUGGAUAAAUUAGACUUUAAAGAAGGUCACAGGAAGUGGAAAAACAACACAGACGUGGUCGAGAAAAAGCCGUGAAGGUGAUUUUUAUUCAACAUGCAGAACAAAAGAGACACUUUAGGAAAUUUACAACAAGAGAAGCUGCUGAGCAAGAGGACGAGAACAUGAUCAGGUCCAUGAAGGCCGUCCAUGAAGCCACCAGCACAGGAUUCUAGUGGGCAAAGUGGAGCCGACCCAAGAAGACCACCCCCUUAGCCACGUCCCACCAGGAGAACAUCAUAAACAGGCAUCCUGACCUCGGGAAGGGACAGUUGAAGUUCACCAGCCUGGAUCCACCAAACGAGCCCUGCUGGAGCUUCAAGUCCCAGAGGAAGAAGAAGUCUUUGAAAAAGAAGAUCUCCAAAUACGUAUAUGAUAUGAUAUCAUCAUUGAUCAGUUCACCUCGAUAACGAUAAAUAGACGAUAACUACUCCACCAGCUGCUCACCCCCUCCCACAUUAACUUCGUCUACUUCAGCCGCUCCAACUUUCUCUCCGUCCUCCAUCUCCUCACCUGUCUUUCCCUCUUUGUUACAGACUGGAUGGGGCGGAGUCACGUCUCUGACGUAGGACAGCGUCUUAAAGGGACAUGAGACUGUAGCCUACCUACACACAUCCAAAAACAACUUUGAUUUAUUGAUUUGGUAUCACUUUACAAUAACCUGAACUUAUUAAUGAUGAGCAGAUAGUUUAUUAAUGUUUAAUCAUCAUUUAUAAAUGGCAUACAGACCAUUAAUCAAUUAUAAAUUUUACAAUUUUAAUACCUAAAUUUACAAUAACCAUCUGAGUAAUGUUUAUAGAUGGAUUAUAAACAAAUAUUAAUCAUUUACAAACUGACUCACAUUUGAAUCUAGAUAUUUUACAACCAACAUUUAAACCCUAUAUAAACCUUUAAUCAAUAGUCCAAUAAUAAUUAAUGAACAUUAUUAAUCAUAACUUCAUUGCUUGUAAAUGGUAAAGUCACUAUUAACUUACAUUAAUAAACUAUCUAUUUGCCAUUUAUAAUUGAUCUACAUGCUGUUUUUAAAUAAUGAUUAAAUAUUGUUAAACUUGCUAUUCACCAAUUAUUGAUUAUGGUUAUUGUAAAGUGUUACCAUUGAUUUAUUUUUUGACAGCGAAUGUACUGAUCUGGGUAAAAUGACGUCAGUUAUUGCCGUAAAUUACGGUAUCUGUAAAUUUCCGGUUUAUCGCCCAGCCCUACGAUCAACCUCAGCCGGGUCACCUGGAGGAGGGAGAAUGAUGCUGAAAGACCAUCGCUGAAGACGUGUCCAGAAGUAACUGGGCGCUGGCAGGGAGGGCAGGGAACGUUUGGAGUGUGUGUGUGUGUGUGUGUGUGUGUGUGUGUGUGUGUGUGUGUGUGUGUGUGUGUGUGUGUGUGUGUGAACUCCUGAAUAAACGAGCAUGUGUAAAAGUCCAUUACCUGUCCAGUCCACCUCCAGGGCGCAUGUUUCAGCUGCAGUCUGAUCCUCUCCAUCUCUCUCUCUCUCUCUUUCGUUCUCCCUCCAUCCGUCAUUAUCGGCUCAUUUAGAUCAGUCAGCGUCUCCAUGAUUCGCCGUUCCCGCUCAUAAUCAGUUCAUUUAUUCCGCUCAUCUGCUCAUUAUUGUUUUUGAGCCGAGUGUGCCCCGGAGUAGGAUGGAUGAGACUCGGGUUUUAAUUUGUCUGAGCUCUGAUAAAGUUUGUGGGGGGGGGGGAGGAGGAGAGAGGAGGGAGAGAAGGAGGAGAGAAGGAGGGAGAGAAGGAGGGACUGAAGCAAAUCCAAAUGUUUCUGGACGAUUCGAGAAGUAAAUGAAAACAAAAUGAGUUUCCCUUGAGUCUUAAUGAGCUUCAGAUUAAACUCAAAAAGGUGCUUUUCUCUUUCUGUCCAAACAGUCACUUCACAUUAAAGACGGAGUUUGAAACCGGUCAUGAUACGACCAAAUCAUGAAGUUUGACGAUGAAUUCAUGUGAUUAAUUAAAAAAAUCAGUUAAAUACAGUUUUCUGUGUUCUUGAACGCAGCCUCCGUUCUCUUGAAUGAGCUGAACGCCGUCAUCAGAAGAAUCAGUCGGGCUUUAAUGAAAUCUCUCCUGGACCAGGAUAAAGAGGAAAACCGGUCCUCUAAAACCUCCCUGUAUUUUAUUUCUCACUGCUGGUGGCAGGAAGUGACUUUGUCUGUUUUUUUAUUUGCAUCUCCGUCGUCUGAUGAACCGUUUCAUCAUGUUGUUCCUCCAGGACAGUGAAGCUCAUGUGCUGCGUCUGUUUCUGUCUCUCUCUUCUUCACCUUCUCCUCACUCCGAGUUGUCAGGAUUCAUAUCUGCUCCUCUUUCCGGUGUUUCUCCGGUCCAGCACAUGUUUUCUCGGUGAUAACUCUCAGAGCCAAAUUUUAAUUAAACCCUCACACAUCCACGAAGGCCUUCAGAGGGCACACGUUCCCCUCACUGGAAGCUUUUUUAAUCAUGUCCCCGUUAAAUUAGUUUUUAUUGCUUUUAACAUGAAAGUCCUCGACUGCUGCAAAUGAAAGUUUAUCUUCCUGAGAACAAACUGAGGAUGAAAAACAACCAAACCUUAGAAAAGAGUCGAGGUCUGACGUCUCUCUGUUUCCGUCCAUCUGUCUGUCUGCAGGACCGUCUUCAAGGAGGACGACAUCGCCCUCAACUACCGCGACCCCGAGGGCGACCUCAUCCGCAUCCUGGACGACGAGGACGUCCAGCUGAUGAUCAAGGAGAGCAGAGGUCAGCAGGGCAAAAUCAACAGACCUGUCAAUCAGUUUCCAUGGGAACUGCACAUGACCCUGACCUCUGACCUAUCUGUUUACAACACUGAGGCCUGAGGGACGAACGGUCGAGGGGAGGAAAGAUCAUAAUCAGUAUUCAUGCACGCCAUCUGUCAGUUCAUGGUCGUCACAUUUCACUCAUUAAUAAAGUCAUUUCAUCACUCCUUCACUUUUUCAUGCUUUCAUUUUUACACUAGAGGUGCAGACAGGUGUGUCAGCCUGUGAGCCUCAGCCCAGGGCAAAGAAAUCUAACCCCCGAUCUCCACCUUCAUCCUGAUCGUCUCCUAAAAGGUCGUAUCCUCCGAUCGUAGCUGAUCGUAACCAUUCAAGUUAACGUGUCAAUUUACACCGACUUCUUUCCGUUCCUCUGCGGAUCGCCGGACUCCUCAGCUGAUCACAAGAGUUCUAUUUUUUCUGGACGCCGGAGCAUGGCGGAUAAAUUCAGCACAGAUUAACCCGUGCUGGAAAGGAAGUCGGGCACAGACACAAAAUAAAACAUCCGGCUUCUUUUCAAAAUAAAACAUCCGAACAAGUGAAAGGUUUUUAGACGUCAUUUCACCCCGAUGACACCAUGGAUGAGGAGAUGCUGAUUCUAGAAGUCUAGAAGUAGAUUUCCUCCUCUGGAAGGACACAAUCUACUGCUUAUAUGUCUAUGUGUCUGUCUUUAGAGAGACGACUCGUUAUCGCGAGAUUGAACGUGAAUCUGCAGGUUCUUGGGAGUUCUUGUGAACUCUGCCAUGAAAUUUGCCUCACGAAUGGAUCUGGUAGGAAUUGGCGAACAGCGAAAAUCGCCGUCUCGAUCAGAGCCAUUCCGGAUGCAGUGGAGAUCCAGGGUUACACCACCUAAAAGUAGGGCUGGGCGAUAAUCCGAAAAUUUGGAACAAUAACCGACGUCAUUUUGCCCAUAUCAGUAUAUUCAAUGUCAAAUAAAUAAAUAAAUCAAAGUUGUUUUUGGAUGUGUGUAGGUAGGCUAUGGUCUCAUGUCCCUUUAAGAUGCUGUCCUACGUCAGAGACGUGACUCCACCCCAUCCAGUCUGUAACAAAGAGGGAAAGACAGGUGAGGAGCUGGAGGACGGAGAGAAAGUUAAAACGACACGUUUCUCCUGAUUCGUUCACUGAUCGGUGAAAAAGAUCCGAUCGCUGACGUAGAGUCCGCUCAGUCGAUCCCCUCUGUCUCGUUCUCAUCCUGAAUCCUCAUCUUCUCGGUGUGUCGGUGUUUUACUCAGGAAAUCCACAUCACGACAGUUUUUCUUCAUCUGUAAUCUGAAGUUUUUCUCCUCGUCCUCCUCUCUGAACAGCGUCUCUCAGGCGCUGUGGAAGUUUCAGGUGUUUUUACCCUUUUUCUCGUCUGUCAGACACAUCACAGUCAGGCUGAUGAAUCGAUCUGACAGAAAUGUGACUUUUUUACCGUCCCUCUGCAGAGGACGUCUUUUUGAGGCUGUUUUUAGCAGCAGGAUGAAGUCGACCCUUUCCUGUUGCUCAGCUGUCCUCCCGGGACGCUGAGGUGUUGAUGGUGGAUUUUUAGGUGUAAAUGGAUCUUCUAGUGAUGAUCUGAUCCUGUGAGGUUCAGCACUUCACCUCUGAACACCCUGACAUGAACUCAGAUCACUCUAUUUGUUACAGUUUGAUAUAAUCACGUUUUCCCUCAUUUCCCCUCACCACGGUCAGCGUUUCAUUAGUCCAGGGAUUGUGAAGCUCGCUGACCUCGGUGCGACUUUGUCAAAGUUAAAAAAACACUCAGCUGUUUGUCGUGACGCCGUAUAACAGCCGCGCUUCACGACCACGAUCACUCUCGACGUCCUCACCGCUCCAGGCUCGGGGAUCGCUCCGUCCUCGCUCUUGUUGUUGUUGUUGUGAUAAAAGGGAGAGCCCAUCUCAGCCGCCGUGGCGUUAACCCGCUGUCACAGUUUCCUCUUACAUUUCUCUGAUGCUUUCAUCCGGGAAAACGCUGAGUCAGCAGACGGGCUUCAGGUCGCCUUCAAGGACGCACUGACGGCGAGGUGGAGAGUAACCUCCGGGUGAAGUCUGAACUUUUAGUCUUAACUUCCUAAAUGUGUCAAAACUUUACGGUUAUAUCGGCUCUUAUUAAAGGAGCCGUGGUCGUGGUCGUGGUCGUGGUCGUGGUCGAACGCUCUCAGUACAAACUGACUUUAGAGCCUGAAUACGAGCAGACAGUUAAAGGGUCUGUGAGAAACAGAUGAAAAGUUCUACUUACAUUUUGACAUGAGGAGGAACUACGCUGCAGUUUUACAAUCAAGCUGUGAUAGGGACCUUUAAUCGUGAAACUGGGCGCCGUUCUCUGACUUUACGCCGCUCUGCUUCAGUCGCUGUCGAAGUGUCGAAACUGUCGCAAACCGCGAGGGACAAAGAGUUGCUGUUGCAAAGAUGGCUAGUAGAGGAAGUGACGUACGUUUCACACAUGUGCGGUACAAAUCGGGUUUCUGGGACGGAUCAGGCUGUUAGCUCUGCAUGUAGCCACGUUAGCAUACAGGAGCUGCUGUGGCAUCAGCUGAUUUCUCUUAGUUCAGUCUAAAGAAGCCCAUCGUUGGUCUCCUUGAAGUGAUUCCUGCAUGAAUAAGUCACGUGUUUGUCUCAUGAACAGUGAAGGAUGCUCUUUGUUCAUCUGUCGGCUGGUCGCCUCCUGGAUCUGACUAAAUCAGAUUCAAUCUUGAGGAGCGAUUAAUCUUCUCAGCGAGGCCGACUGCAUCACCUCCUGGAGAAGCGUUCGCUCCUGUCUCUUCAUAAAUCCCUCUCCGUCGAUCUGACCCGCUCCGCCUGUUUGACAUUCGCUCUCUUUCACGCUCCGUGUCUCUCCGUCGAUCAUCCUCAGUCUCUCUGUUUCAGAGGGACGUGCAGCUUCUUCUCAUCUCAACCUUUGACCAAAAUUAGAAUUUAGAUGUUUGUUUCUGCUUCAUGAUGCAGAUGAAGUUUGUGUGAGUCUGUGAGCUGCAGAACACCGUGAACCUUCACUGGAACAGGCUGAAGUGGAAUAAAUGAGUUAUUUAUGUUUACAUGCAGAUGAAACUGGACGCAGUGUGACUCUGUUUUCAUGUUCGUCCAUGAAAAGGCCGGGAGAGCAGCAGCAAAGACCCUCAGAGCGAGUCUGAAAUCAGCUGGGUUACUCACCGCUCACAGAAUUCACUUCAUCUCAAACUUUAGUGGGUUCCUCCACAGCAGCCUCUCCAAAAACAAUUUAGAUGUUUGAGUGAUGAGAGAGAAAAACCUGCCGACUGUAAAAAAGAGGAAGUGACAUCACAGCGUGUGUGUGAACUUCCUCUAGUGCUGUUCUGAGUGGGUACAUGUGGAGUUAAGUGUUACGCUGCUUUUUCAGAAGGAGAAGAUUUACGUAACUUCUGCCUGACGGGAGAAAAACUAGAGGAGAGAGAAGAAGAGAGGGUGAGGAGAGGGUGAGGAGAGGGUGAGGAGGGUGAAGUAGACGGGAACAGAUGGAGUCAGAGGAGACAGGAACCUGUGUAGGAGAAUGAACCUGCAGGUAAAUUUAGUCCUGGUCUUUAACGUUUUCCUGUUUCACCUCAGAAAGGUGAUCGAGUCUCCAAACCUGUGACCAAGAAUCUGAACCGUUUCAUUUACUGACUCAGCGUGGAGAGGAACAGCUGAUCCAACGAGUUUUCACACUAAUGUCAUUAAUCAACCAAAAGAUGAGACAAGAUAGGGCUGCUCGGUAACUUCACUUUAAAUACUAAUCAGAUUAUUUCAUUACGACGAUGUUAAAAUCGACAAAAUCACCAAAUCAAUUUUCCUCUCUAUCAUGUUUCAGGAGCUCUCCCCAGUUCCCACACACACCAGUGUAAACAAACAUGGCGUUUACAAAAGAAGGCGAUAAUUUCGUGGUUAAAUAGGACAAGAGCGAGUCAGUCGUGUUGAAUUGGUACGACUUCACAGUUUCAGAUGAAGAGUAAACCACUCCCCGCUGUAAAGUCUGUCUGAAGGCGGUAUCAACCCGUCACCAUGUAAACAAACACUUAAGUUUUUUGUCGUAUCGGCGUUUCAGGUGACUGUAAACGGUACUUUUUGAAAACGGGUCAGAGAGUGAAUAAAUCUGUAAACGACGACCAUUUCAUCUCCGUGUGGAUGUCUAUCUGCAUCUCUGGAAACGAUCAUGUGACACACAGAGGAACUCUUUUAUGGCGCCAAAACAACCUUUAUACACAUGCUCUGUACUCUUCUUCAGCGUUACAGCGCCACUUACUGGCUUGACAUAUGAACUACAUCUUUUUCAGUGGUUUAGUUUUGAAAAACGAUAGAAAAACUUUAUUAUAAGAAUAAUUCACAUAUAAGUGAAGUUUGAUGAAGUCGUCACUAAAUAAAAAAUCAAAAAUCGAGUUUGUAGAAAAAAAUCUUCACUCAGUCUUGUUGACGUUUUGGGACUAAAUGCUCAUAAAUCUUA
Molecule: messenger RNA, 39664 nt
Organism: Xyrichtys novacula (pearly razorfish)
Lineage: Eukaryota; Metazoa; Chordata; Actinopteri; Labriformes; Labridae
Source: the annotation of a GenBank genome assembly